AUGGAGCUACAUAACCAAGUGAUCGAGUUGGUUGUCCAUCCAACAGCCGCAUGGGCACCAGAAAUCACGACCACAGACAUUCGGCAAAAGCUGGACGGGCCAGAGGGCACCAGUGACUGGUCAGAGUCUCUUCUCAACCCCAAGAAUCGUAUUGACAGUCUCGACGACUACCCUUCGGCGCUCUGGCGCGUGGAUGGUUGUGCUGGCCUUGGCACCCAGUUUUACGCGAUUCCCACAUUUCUUCAGAAGAUUCCCCCUAUGCGUAUGGACGUUUUCAUUCCUGAAGACCAGACUCCUAGGAUUCGGCGGCAAUUAGACCUCUCAGUAGCUUUUCACACCAAAGAUGGCCUCCGCUUGUCGCGACUGGCUGUGUCUCGCUUCAUCGUCCGGGUCCUGCAGCACUGGACGCAGACCGAGUUUGCAGACUUUGAUGCCUUCGAGCGCUUCUACACCAGCGCGCCGUUCGGGUCAAGAAUCGUUUUCGAAAACCUCUCCCUUGACGUGCGGCAGGUCGAUGUCAGGAUCGGCCUGAAUCACAAUCUUGAGCGCCAGUUGAUGCCGUUGUCGAGUCUAGCAAAGCUAUGGGGCCCAGAAGUCGUGCUGCCAGAGGUGAUAGAGUUUCAAGACCUGCACGUAGUCAAAGUCCUGCAUGACAGUGUCUGUCUCGUUGAAUACCAGAAGCAGCUUUUCAUAUUCAAGGCUCUGACUAGUGGCGCCAAAUACCUCUAUCAUGAGCUCAAGACUCUAUGCACCAUGGAGCCACAUCCGAACGUCAUCGCUUAUCCCAUGCAUCUGGUGCAGAAGGACUGCAAAUUCGGAGGCAAAAAGGCCAUCUGUGGCUUUACCACAUUUUACCAUGCAAAGGGCACACUCCGGGACAUCUUACCACCUCUCCGCGCGCAUGGCCAACUUGCGACAGAGGAUCAAGUCAAAUGGGCGCUUCAGCUUGCGGGUGCACUCAAACAUCUACGCCAACACUCAUUCGGUUAUUAUCCUGACCUGCGGCUCGACAACAUUGUCCUUUCCGAAGGUGGAGAUGUUGUGAUGAUCGAUUUUGAACAACGGGGCGUAUGGUGCGAGUUUGCCGCACCAGAGGUCAAUGCCAUCGAGUACAUGCGCCUCAUCGCGGAGCAAGAGGAUUUCCCAGACAAUCUCAAGGAAGCCUAUCUCGACAAACUCAUCGCUGUCGUGCCCGAAUACGAGAGCCUACAGGCAGACAAGUACAGCAAUCCCGAAAAUGGUUACAAUGGCGCCGGACUGGCUCUAUCGCCUCGAGAGCAGGAAGCUGCCGAGGUUUACAUGCUUGGUCGCGUGCUAUGGUGCAUCUUCGAAGGUGUCAGUGGACCUCAAAAGGCGGCAGUUUGGCAGUCAUACCGCUGGGAGCCACACAUUGAGUUCCCAGAUUUCGAGAGAUGCCCUGCAGCCAUUCGGUCAUUGAUUGAGGACUGCACACGAGGAAGAAGGCCCCCCCUGAGCCGAACCGUAAUGAGAAAAAGCAGUCGUAUGGUACUCGAGGGAGCAUUGCAUGGUGGCCACCAAACGCCGGAGAACGUCAUUGCAGCUGCGAGCGCCUUCUGGGCGAGUGAGGUUGAAUUUGCGACCAAGUUUCUGGACGAAAGGGCGGCAUUGAAAGCCAGAGGAGAGUUGGAUGACAACUACUACGGUCGACCUGCCCUGGAAGAGGUGUUCCAACGACUUGACGACUUUAGAGCAGGUAAUGCCGCGGCCAGAUGA
This is a messenger RNA of Microdochium trichocladiopsis, 1734 nucleotides long. RefSeq lists its product as uncharacterized. Lineage: Eukaryota; Fungi; Ascomycota; Sordariomycetes; Xylariales; Microdochiaceae. The record is from RefSeq and is a predicted model, not a curated record. The transcript has a single exon. The coding region runs from base 1 to 1734 and encodes 577 amino acids. Gene Ontology annotation, biological process: protein phosphorylation. Gene Ontology annotation, molecular function: ATP binding; protein kinase activity.